AUGACCAGCCAAGGCCCUUUAACAGCCUGGCUCCUAUCCGCCACCCCAGACGCCCUCCAACGCGCAACAACCCACCCCUUCCUCGCCUCCGCCGGCCGCGGCACCCUCCCCAAACAAACGCUCUCCCAAUGGCUCUCGCAAGACCGCCUCUACGCCCAGUCCUACAUCCGCUUCAUCGGGCACCUCCUCACCAAAAUCCGCCUGGACUCCACCUCGACCGCCACCAGCGCGCUCUCCCGACAAGCCGCCAACGUGCUCAUCGACGCGCUCGUGAACAUCCGCACCGAGCUGCUCUUCUUCGAGUCCACUGCCGCAGCCUACGGCCUCGAUCUCACGGCCAUCAGCGCCGAAGACGGCGGCGGGUCGACCGGCAGCACGGCGAUCAAUGCAUCCGCCGGGAUCUCGACAACGGGGUCGGCGUCGUGUCCCGGGACCGGGGGUGGUACAGGCUCAGGCGCAGUUGAGGACCCCGCUGCGACUCCUUCAACGGUGGAGCCCGUGCAGGGUGAAGGGGCCCAGCGGCAUCGGCUGUGUGGAGCGCAGGGGGAGUGCCAGGUGCAGGCCAGGAGUGAGGAAGCGAGGGGCGUGGAAGAUGGGAAGGUGGAUGCUGAUGGGGGCGCUUUGAGAGAGAAGUUUAUUCCCAAUUGGUCGAGUGAUGAGUUUGAAGGAUUUGUGAAUCAGAUUGGAGAUGUGCUGGAUGCACUUGCGGGGCAGAUUAAGGGGGCUGAGGAGAGUGAGCUGAUGAGGGCGAGAUGUCUGGAGUGGUGGAGGCAGGUUGUUUGGCUGGAGGAGCGGUUCUGGCCUCCGAUGGAUUAA
Messenger RNA from Penicillium chermesinum, 816 nucleotides. RefSeq names its product putative transcription regulator PAB1642. The transcript has 2 exons. The coding region runs from base 1 to 816 and encodes 271 amino acids. NCBI's taxonomy places the organism in Eukaryota, Fungi, Ascomycota, Eurotiomycetes, Eurotiales, Aspergillaceae. The record is from RefSeq and is a predicted model, not a curated record.